AUGGCAGCUCUCUCUUUCCAUGCUAGGUCCAACAGUUUGCCUAUAGAGUCCCACCCUCUGGUUUCAGAGAUCGAUGAGCAAGUCUGCAGGUUGAGACAAUCUCAAGCUGCUUCUACCUCAUCAUCUUCCAUUUCCCACAAGCUGAGUGGCCUUCAGGAUUUGUAUGAUUGUGUUGACAAGUUGCUGCAGCUGUCAACAACCCAACAAGCCUUAGCCAAUGACCAGAAAUGCUUCAAUGAGUUGUUGGAUGGAUCUUUGAGGCUCUUGGACUUGUGCAACACAGCCAAGGAUGCCUUGUCACAGAUGAAAGAGGCGGUGGCUGAACUUCAAUCCGCUAUCCGUAGAAGGCAAAAUGAUUUGGAAGGAGAAACCAGAAGAUACCUGAAGUCUAGAAACAUUGUGAAGAAAGCAAUUCAGAAGGCCUUGAAGGGUAUGGAUAGCAAGAAAUCCGCUUUAUCCAGUGACAACGAGACGAUCAACAUGUUAAAGGAAGCUGAAUCAAUUGCUGUCGAGGUUUUGAGGUGCUUGUUGUCAUUCAUUUCUCAGUCAAGCUCCAAGCCAAGCAGCUGGCCGUUAGUUUCCAAGCUGAUGACAAACCAGAAAGGAGUUUGUGGAGGAGCGAAUGAGUUUGCAGAUGUGGAUGCCUCACUUAAGAUGCACAAAUCUUCGGACGAAGUUCGAGCUCAGCUGAAAAGCUUGGAACUUUGCAUUGAGGAUCUUGAAGAGGGAGUUGAGUGCUUGUUUAGGCAUCUCAUCAAAACAAGAGCUUUCAUUCUGAAUGCUCAUAAUAUGUGA
Messenger RNA from Linum tenue, 795 nucleotides. NCBI's taxonomy places the organism in Eukaryota, Viridiplantae, Streptophyta, Magnoliopsida, Malpighiales, Linaceae. The record is from the annotation of a GenBank genome assembly.